This is a messenger RNA of Cyphellophora europaea CBS 101466, 162 nucleotides long. RefSeq lists its product as uncharacterized. NCBI's taxonomy places the organism in Eukaryota, Fungi, Ascomycota, Eurotiomycetes, Chaetothyriales, Cyphellophoraceae. The record is from RefSeq and is a predicted model, not a curated record. Bases 1 to 162 code for a protein of 53 amino acids. The transcript has a single exon.
AUGCACGCUCAGCACGGUUGCUGCUCUCUACACUGCACUAGCAAUCGGCUUGAUCAUAUUGCGGCGAUUAGACAUCGCACUCAAUGGCUUCCAACCGACCAUCAUCGAAAAUCACUACACCUGGACAUAUGGUCCAAUCGCUCUACUUGUCGUUGUGGUUAG